AUGAGCGCCAUUCUUUCGGCAGACGACCUCAACGAUUUUAUUUCGCCAGGUGUCGCGUGUAUAAAGCCUAUAGAGACGCUUCCAGUGCAACAAGCAGAUAACUCGGAUCCAUACGAAGUCACGACCGAAGAGAAAGCCGCUGCAGCAGAACCGCCACCACCCGCUUCAAUAUCGCUUACAGACUGUCUCGCGUGCUCAGGCUGUGUAACGAGUGCAGAGGCAGUACUAGUUUCGCUACAAUCGCAUACCGAGGUCCUCACAACGCUCGAUACCUACCCGUCGUUACGCACACCGUGGCUGGCACAUAAUGGCACAAAUGGAGCAACAAAUGGACAUACCAUUAACGGAGCGACGAAGGGUAUAAAUGGACACAAUGCUCAAGGAAAGCUGUUCGUCGCCAGCAUCUCACCGCAGACUCGCGCAAGUCUGGCGGCCGUCUUCAAUGUUUCCGAGGUUGAAGCCGGAAAUAUGAUUGCGCAGCUCCUCAGUGGACCCUCAGGCUUGAAGUCUGGUGGCCACCAGGGAAGUGACUUCACAUGGGUCAUCGACACCAAUGCCAUGCGCGAAGCCUGCCUCGUAGCGGCGGCGGACGAGGUUACAAAUGCUUUAUCUCCCGAAGCACUCAAGGCAUCUCCAAAGCCUGGCUCGGAGGGCGCAAUAGAUACCACACCGAAAGCACCCAUUCUUACGUCGGCCUGCCCUGGCUGGAUAUGCUACGCCGAGAAGACACACCCAUAUGUCCUUCCACAUCUCUCGCGUCUCAAGUCGCCGCAAGCCCUUACCGGCACAUUAAUCAAGUCAGUACUCAGCGAACAAUACAACGUGCCACCGUCUCAGAUAUGGCAUCUCGCAAUCAUGCCAUGUUUCGACAAGAAACUCGAGGCUAGCCGUGGCGAGCUCACCUCUGCUGCCUGGUUACCUAGCUAUGAUCAAUCUCAGGACAAGAUAAGAGACACCGAUUGUGUCAUCACAGCCCGUGAGCUACUACACCUUGCAGCUGCUCGUGGUAUCAACUUUGCUUCUCUUCCACGAACACCGCUCUCCUCUGCCGAUCGAACACCCUUCCCAGACACAAAGAUCGACGCUUUCCUAUUCCCUCCUUCGCGCCGGAAGAACCAGAGCGUAGCUGCUGGGCCCUCCGGUGGAUAUCUACACCACAUACUACAAACAUACCAAGCUCGGAAUCCGGGAUCCUCGAUAUCAGUCGCAAGAGGGCGCAAUGCCGAUGUGGUGGAGUACUCGGUCGUCCGUGGCUCAGAAACAAUAAUCAAAGCAGCACGAUUCUACGGUUUCAGAAAUAUCCAGAACUUGGUACGGCGACUUAAACCAGCCAAAGCCAGUAGGUUACCGGGCGGCAAGACAGGUGUAAGUAGAAGGCCAGGUGGUGCUACAGUCGCAGGAGAGGGCGUCAAAGACUAUGCUUACGUCGAGGUCAUGGCUUGUCCAGGCGGAUGUACAAACGGCGGUGGCCAAGUCAAGGUUCAGGAAGUAGAAGAAGUACGCGUCUACGAAGGGGUCCAAGAGGCGAAUGAAGAUGCGCCCGCACCGAAGCCAGGACCGAAGGAGCAGAAAGAGUGGCUCGCAAGGGUAGACGAGGCCUACUUCUCGGGCAGCGAUUCGGAAGACGAGGCAAAUGCGCGAACGAAUGGUCACAGUCCCGAGCAUGAUGUCGUUGAUGGUAUAUCGAGAUCGCGCAUGAAGGAUCUCAUGGCACAUUGGGCCGGCAUAACGGCGGUCGAUCAACAGAAGCUGAUAUACACAUCGUAUAUCAAAGUAGAAAGCGAUGUUGGCAAAAAGAAGCAAAGCGAUAUGGAACGUGUUGCUGGAUUGGCCGUGACCGCUGGCGGCGGAUGGUAA
This is a messenger RNA of Alternaria burnsii, 1857 nucleotides long. RefSeq lists its product as uncharacterized. The record is from RefSeq and is a predicted model, not a curated record. The transcript has 2 exons. Gene Ontology annotation, molecular function: 4 iron, 4 sulfur cluster binding. Gene Ontology annotation, biological process: iron-sulfur cluster assembly. Gene Ontology annotation, cellular component: cytosolic [4Fe-4S] assembly targeting complex. Lineage: Eukaryota; Fungi; Ascomycota; Dothideomycetes; Pleosporales; Pleosporaceae. The coding region runs from base 1 to 1857 and encodes 618 amino acids.